Molecule: messenger RNA, 7923 nt
Organism: Ostrea edulis (European flat oyster)
Lineage: Eukaryota; Metazoa; Mollusca; Bivalvia; Ostreida; Ostreidae
Exons: 45
Coding region: 50-7603 (2517 amino acids)
Biological process (GO): peptidyl-lysine oxidation
Cellular component (GO): membrane
Molecular function (GO): protein-lysine 6-oxidase activity
Source: RefSeq, a predicted model, not a curated record
GUUUAUGUGAUUGAAUUCGGGAGUGGGUGAAGACGUAUUUUGAUAUGAAAUGUCGGUUUGGUGUUGGGUAACUUGUAUUCUGGUCCUGCAGAUAUUGAAACAGAUCAAUGGUUUUGACCUCGUUCGACUCACAAAGAAAGGGGCGGACGACGGAAGUUACACCGUUGAAGUUAACUACGAUCAGAAAUGGCGCACAGUCUGUGGUUGGCAUUGGUCUUCCGCUAACGCACGUGUCGUCUGCAGGCAAACAGGACAGUCCGCGACUCGAUGUGUAGCAGAAUUUCGAUUGAGCAAAGAUCUGGAGGAAGAGGAAGCAGAGGCAGUGAAUUUGAAUUAUCAGUGUACGGGAAAUGAAACGGCUCUUCACAGAUGUCCUUACGAUUUUAGUAGCACGCAUGGUAGCAGAAUAUAUACAUCGUGCAGUAGGCAGCCCCGUUUUGCUGUCAUUUGUGGAACUCAGUGUCCUGCCUGGCGUUAUAGUGAGGACUGUCUUCCUUGCCCUUGCAAUCAGAACAAUACGGAGAAAUGUAACGAUAAAUCAGGAAAAUGCACGUGUAAAGCCGGCUUUUCUGGGGAGACUUGUGACUGUCAGGAUGGAAAACAUACAUGUAACCUUACAACCUCGUUUUGCCAUAUGGACAACGGAAACCCAGUGUGUCUUUGCAAAAAAGGAGUAACAUCAACAUCACAGAAUAAAUGCAAUGGGUUUGGUUUGCGGUUUGCGGAUAGAGCUGCCAAUGACACUGGAGAGGUGGAGUUUUACAAUAAUGGGACGUGGAAUGCCCUGUGUAUUAUGAGAUUAAGUAAUACAGAAAUUGUCGAUGUUAUCUGCAGACAACUCGGUCUACCAAUGGUACAUGUACAUACUAGUGCAUUUCUUUCCAAAUAUAUUCCCAAAACUGACCUGCCAGAUUAUCAGAUUGCUGAGACAGUGUGUGAGGGGACAGAAACAUCUCUUGUUGAUUGUAAAAUGACCAUGGUUCCUGCAAUGUCAUGUAACAUUGCAGUAGGAAUAAUGUGCUCCUCGGCAUGCCCAAACUGGAGAUUUGGAGAGAAGUGCAAUUUAUGUUCCUGUAACAAAACGAAUUCGGAGAGCUGCGAUCCUUCAACAGGAGAAUGUAAAUGUAAAUCAGGAUUCACUGGCGCCACCUGUGACUGCUUACAGGGAAACAACCCCUGCAAUGAAACAAUCUCUGAAUGUCAUGCACAAUUAGGAAAACCAACAUGUCUUUGCAAAACAGAAUUCAUUCAUAAAAAUUACAGGUGUAUAGAUCCGAUAAGGCUUGCAAACUUAACAACAUCUGUAACAACCAGUGGGAGUAAACUUUACGAGGGAAGAGUGGAACUUUAUGUUAACGGUUGUUGGGGAACAAUUUGCGAUGAUGCUGCCCAUCCUGGAGUGAAAAUGGUUGAAGUUCUCUGCAGAAAUCUUGGUCUACCAAGCACGUACUCAGAAUAUGCAGGCGCUGCAUAUUAUGGCAUGGGUAUGGGUCCAAUUCAUUAUAGCUUUGUGCACUGUACAGGGAAGGAAGCAUCGGUGUCACAGUGUUACACUUCAAGGGCCUCCUAUUGCAGUCAUAGUGAAGAUUUGGGUAUCAGAUGUGGCGAAGAAUGUCCGGAUUUUAGAUUCGGAAGCGAUUGUCUGCACUGUCAGUGCGUCCGUUCAAACACACAGUUUUGUAAUAAGACAUCUGGAGAGUGUGUUUGUAAAGAUGGCUAUGAAGGACAGACAUGUUCGUGUGAGAAAGGCAAACACACGUGUGAUCUACAAACGUCCGUCUGUGAAAAUAACAUGUGUUAUUGCAAGUUUGAAAACAACGAAACAAAAUCAUCUUGUUUUGAGAGGCUCCGAUUGGACAAGGAAAAUGGCAGUUAUUUACAAUACCAUGCAAAUAAUCAAUGGAAUUAUUUGUGCAACAGUGCGAUGUCGUCGAGGUUCUCAGCUGAGAUUCUCUGUCGUGUAUUGCAUCAGCCAACAAAGAUUACCAAACUUGAAGAGAAGUACAGUUCUCCAGUAGGCUAUAAGUUUACUGUUGAUGAAAGCUGUCGGAAUCCCUGGCUUCCAAAUAGAGCAGAAUGCCUGACAUUUGAGAACACAUCAACUGCAUGUUACAAUGGAAUUGUGAUACUACAGUGCUUGGAAGAAUGUCCAGAUGGAAUGUACUUUAAAGAAUUAGGCUUUGGAUGCGAAGAAUGUCCAUGCAACAGGACGAACACUGAACGUUGUGACAAGACUGGGAAAUGUAUCUGUAAAUCAGGAUAUGAGGGGGCGCUUUGUAACUGUGUGAAGAAUACCUGUAACACCGCCGUGGCAUUUUGUCAAAACAAUCAGAACGGAACCAAAUGUUUGUGCAAACCAGGCUACGAAAACCGAGGAUAUAAUUGUGAAGACUCCAUGAAAUUAGAAUUGAGCAAUCAAUCAUAUUUCAAGAGAGUGGUGUACAAAAUCGACAGUUCUUGGGUUUAUGCUUAUACUCUAUCAUCAUAUGUUAGUCCAUCAGAAAGAGCUGUUUGUGAACGAAUGGGAUUACCAAUGUUUUACAAUAAACUUGGAGAAGAAACCAUACAAGUAAUGAAUAAGACAGAAUUUGAAUGUAUGAAUAAAGAAUAUGUUGCAAUGAGCCUCAAUUAUUCGAAGUGUAUAAACCAAACCACACCUAGGCACUGGGCCUUUUCCAUGAACGUAAAGACAGUUUCUUGUCUAAAGGAUUGUCCCAAAAUGAUGUUUUUCAAUGGGACGUCAAGCGAGUGUGUGCUGUGUAGUUGUAACAAGAACAACACCGUUUCCUGUAACCAGACGACAGAGGAGUGCAACUGUAAGGCAGGGUUUUUCGGACCGUCAUGUGACUGCAUCCAAAACCAACACAACUGUAACAACACCUACUCCUACUGCUCCUUCCAAGGAAGCGCACCUACCUGUACUUGUCGUCUUGGGUUUUACGGGGAAAAUUUGGGCUGUUUUGAACCUUUGCGAUUUAUCAGAAAUACUGGUGUUUUGGAAUUAUACCAUAGAGGUGAAUGGAAGCUCAUUUCCACUAGUGAUAAGUGGAAUGAUGAUGAAUCAAAAGUGAUCUGCAGACAGUUAGGCUUACCAACGUUUUAUGUGCGAUACACAAUCAAACAUCGAAGUGCAACCAACCUGAAAUACAGUGAUUAUAAUAGGAAGAAAAAAUUAACUGAAGUUUCUUGUUCGGGAGAGGAAAGACAAAUAUCACAGUGCAGUUUCGGUGCAUGGUCAUAUAGUGCCAGCUACACACCAUUGGCAAUCAUCGAAUGCAGAAGAGAUUGUCCAGAUUUUCUGUAUGGUCCAACGUGCAAGAGAUGUGAAUGCAACCAGCAGUACUCCAGAUACUGCAAUAAAAGUACAGGAGAAUGCGUAUGUAAAUCAGGCUACUCUGGUGACACGUGUGACUGUGUGCAGGGAUCUCAUUUCUGUAACGCCACCUAUGCGUUUUGUGGACUACCAACUCCAUACUGUUACUGCAGGGAUCAGUACAAUAGGCGUGGACUAAACUGCGAAGAUUCACUACGAUUUUAUAACAAUGUCAUUGGACGCGAGGGCAUACUACAGAUCUACAAGAAUCGGUCCUGGAACACGUUUUGUGAUGAUUCAUUUGCCAGAGAUGAAGCACUUGUUGCAUGUAGACAAUUACGACUUCCAACUCGAUACGUAACAUUUGCGACGAGAAAGUAUCAUCAAAGAAUACCAAGUGAAUACAGUUUAGGAAUUGUGUACACAAUACAAUGCAACGGAAACGAAACCAGUCUCUCUGACUGUAAGAAGUUCAGCACACACGGAUCGUAUUGUUAUCACAAUGAAGAUGUUUACCUUCAGUGUUUUUCUGAAUGUCCGAAGUGGACUUACGGAGAUGAGUGUGAAAAUCAGUGUUUAUGUAACCAGACAAACAGUUUGUCAUGUGAUGAAGAUACUGGAAAAUGUUCCUGUAAACCAGGAUAUUUGGGAGAUCUUUGUAACUGUAAAACUGGUGUUCACCAAUGCAAAACAGCGAUAUCGAUCUGCCACGCAAAUUCCAGUGGAGAUGGUGUGUGUCUCUGUAAAGCUGGAUUGUCUGAUAGAGAUUACCAAAAUGAGGGAUGCUACAAGGAAUAUGUACGAUUAAUCAACCAGACAUCUUCUAACGAAGCAGCUGUUGAAAUGUUCCACUCAGGAAUGUGGGGAGGGAUAUGUAAGACUGGAUGGACUAAAAAGAAUGCUCAAGUGGUGUGCCAGCAAUUUGGUUUGCCUUCGGACAAUGCACAGAUGAGUAGACGUUUGACAACAAUGCCAAGUUCUUACUUUUUAUGGACUAAUAUUACUUGUAAUGGAACAGAAAAAAGUCUUCUGGACUGUGUGAGAUCUACUAGUAGCUCGACAUACUGUUAUGGUAGAAAAGCUGCAGUGAUUGUGUGCCCCAAAGAUCCAUGGAUUCGAUUGAUGCUGAGGAAGACAACUCGUACGAAGACGAGUGGAAUGCUGCAGGUUUACUAUAACAAUAAAUGGGGUGAUAUUUGUGCAGGUGGCAUUGGUAAUAAUGCUGCACGGGUAGCAUGCCGAGAACUAGGCUUGCCAACGAAAUAUACAACGAAAGUAGAACGUUCUGCUGGUAGUCAUGUAAGACACUUUCAAUAUAUCAUCUGCAAUGGAGACGAAGAAAGUCUUGCCGACUGUUCUGCAGAUAAAGGGGACUGCUACAGCUAUUCAAGCACAAGAGCAAAAAUAUCCUGUGACAGUGUUUGCCCAUACAUGCAGUAUGGUGAAAACUGCCAAUUCAACUGCCCAUGUAAUAGACAGAAUACUGCCUCUUGUGGUAUAGAAACGGGGCAAUGUGUGUGUAAGUCUGGAUAUACCGGGUUUUCCUGCGGAUGUACAGCUGGUUCACAUAACUGUAACACCACAGUUUCUGAUUGUCACAUAGAAUCCGGUAAAAUACUCUGCAUUUGCAAGAAAGGAUUCACCAGUUCUAAGCAUGGUUGUAUAGAGAAUGUGCGGUUAAACAGUGACAAUAUCCUUCUGUUAUUUGAAAUGGGUGGAUGGAAAUAUGCUUGUAGAAACAAGUUAUGGACGAGAAAGAAUGAUUUGGUAGUCUGCCGUCAGCUCAACCAAAGCUCGGAUAUCUUAUAUUCCACUUCACGGUAUUGGAGUUACCCGACUUCAAAUAAUGUCAUUACUUGUAAUGGAACAGAGGAAAUGCUGGCGAAUUGCUCAAAUACAACGCAGACCUCAUCCUGUGUUGAAAACACCAAAAUUCUGUGUGGCAAUUGCCCAAAUUGGAAAUACUCUAGUGAUUGUUCUAAAUCCUGUGAUUGCAAUCGAGAAUAUAGUUUGGGAUGUAAUGUCAAUAAUGGAACCUGUAUUUGUCGAGAUAAUUUCAAAGGAGUUGAUUGUAGUUGUCAUGCAGCAACUGCAGACCCAUGCUCCGGGCAGCAUUCCAUAUGUAAAUUUGACAGAUGCGUUUGUGAAGAGGGAUCCUUCAAUCAGUCAACAUCAUGUUCAGAUUUAAAAGAUAUCAUCUACUUUUGCUCUUUCCAAACCUAUCUUUGGCGAGACACUUGUAGUAUAAGAACUUUGAAGGGCCAUGGGAAUCGAAACACUUACGUGUCAUAUGGAUUUUGGAGGCCAAAGGCUGGUAGUGACGAUUUAAAUUAUCUUUAUGUGGGUAUACGACCUUACUAUGCCUCUGCCGAUUCCUAUUUCAACGAAAUGAACUUGACAUUGCAUAUAGCACGGAAACAGUUCUGUUUAUAUUUCGACUAUGUGGUUAGUGGACGUGGGUCAAUAACAGUAUCAACAAUAGACAGUAUGAACUUGGAAUCAACAGUAGCCACUCUGUCAGGCCGGUCUCCGAAAAACUGGACAACCAAAUACACAGAAAUAAAUGGAAAGCGCCCUAUAAAUCAGAUAAAAAUUAGAUUGGAGGAGAAAACAGCCAUUGACAAAAUUGUUGCAGCAGUGACCUCAUGUGUAUGCCCAGACUGGACAUAUGGUCAAAAUUGUGACAAAUGUGCUUGUGUUCGGCUGCACACACAGUCUUGCGAUAAAACCCGCGGGACUUGCCAGUGUAAAGCGGGAUAUACUGGAGAGGCUUGUCAAUGUGAAGAUAACGGGAAACCUUGCUUACAUGAUAUUCGUUUGGUGAAUGGAAACACGACCAACAUGGGAAGAGUGGAGGUGGUCACAGGCGGCAUUUGGUCUACAGUUUGUGACAGAUUCUGGGACGAUUAUGAUGCCACAGUCGUCUGCAAACAUCUAGGAAUCGGAAGAUAUGGUAUAGCUGUGUUCAAUGCAGGCUUUGGAAAGGGCAUUGGGCCUGUUAUUGUUGGUAAUGUAAAAUGUCAGGGAAUGGAAACCGAUUUCAUGGAAUGCCCAUUCGCUCGAUCAUCAUGUGACCAUUCUAAUGAUGCAGGAGUAAUUUGUGUCAAUGUGUCAAAUAGUAUACGAUUGCGCGACGGUAGUGACCACACACAGGGUCGUCUAGAGAUUAAAAUUGAUGGGAAAUCAUGGGGUACAGUGUGUGAUGACGGAUUUUCAGUGGUGGAUGCAAGGGUGGCGUGUCGACAGCUGGAUCUACCCACGAGAAACGUCAAAGUUAAAAAAUCUGCGUAUUAUGGGCCAGGGAAGGGAAGAAUUUUAUUAAGCAAUCUGCGGUGUAAUGGAAAUGAAAUGACUAUUCAGUCUUGUCCAGCAACAAAGUACCCUACUAGAAGUAGCUGUGGUCGUUAUGAAGAUGUUGGUAUUUCUUGCUCAAAUGACUGUCCAUCAUUUAAGUAUGGAGAGAAAUGUGAGAACAAUUGUGCUUGCAAAAAAAGAAAUUCCUUAUCAUGUGACAAAGACACGGGGGAAUGCAAAUGUAAAUAUGGAUGGACAGGUCCCCGUUGUACGUGUGGAAACAAUAUGAAAUGUGAUGAAAAAUCGUACUGUGAUGGGUCCAAAUGCCUUUGUAUUGAUGGGUUUUUUACUAAACCAUCAAAUUGCUCAGAUGAUAAAGCCGUGGUUUAUUCCUGUUCAUUUGAGACGGACUUUGAAAUAUGCUCCAUUGUAAACUAUGGGAAAAUGAAGUGGAGGAGAGACAGUAGAAGGACACCGAGCGAUAAUACGGGUCCGUAUACUGCGAAAAGGGGGAAAUACUAUGUAUAUACGGAAGCGAACAGAAAAUCCACUGGCGACAAAGGAGUGAUGAAAAUUCCACUCAGCAUAUUGAAUUCAACGAGGUAUAACUGUUUCCGGUUUUACUUUCACAUGAGAGGCGAUGACAUGGGUGAUUUAAAAAUAACCACAGAAGAUAGAUUUGGAUCUGAAAUCGUUAGGUGGUCAAAGUCGGGACAUUAUGGUUCUCGCUGGAACAGAGGAUAUGUAUCUAUAUCAGCCAAUACAUUUAAGAUAAAGAUAACGGGCAUAAGAGGCAAUGGGUAUCAGUCAGACAUUGCACUAGAUGACUUCAAAAUCUUACAAGGACACUGUGAAUGUGACAAAUGGAAAUACGGUUUGAUGUGUGAAAAAACGUGCAACUGUAGACGAAAUAGUUCCAAAGGCUGUGAUAGCAAGACUGGAAGCUGUGUUUGUCGAUCCGGAUGGAGUGGAAAGACAUGUAAUUUCAGGAAUUGAUGUGUGAAAAAUCGUGCAACUGUAGAAGAAGUAGUUCCAAAGGCUGUGAUAGCCAGACUGGAAGCUGUGUUUGCCGGUCCGGGUGGACUGGAUAGACAUGUAAUUUCAGGAAAGCAGCAUGUACCUGUGAAUGUUUAAUUAUUACCAGUCUGUAAACUGUUUAGUAUUAAAUGAACUUACACCGUGUCCAACUAAACAGAGAACUCUAGAGAAACCUGUGAAUGUUUGAUUAUUACCAGUGUGUAAACUGUUUGACUACAUUGACUAUUGAUAAUAUUACACGUACCCAUUUAAUAAAACUAACGCAUUUGCAUCCAUCU